Messenger RNA from Acanthaster planci (crown-of-thorns starfish), 4979 nucleotides. It is a transcript of the gene ddx4, whose product is annotated as DEAD-box helicase 4. Gene Ontology annotation, molecular function: ATP binding; nucleic acid binding; RNA helicase activity. NCBI's taxonomy places the organism in Eukaryota, Metazoa, Echinodermata, Asteroidea, Valvatida, Acanthasteridae. The record is from RefSeq and is a predicted model, not a curated record.
GUUGCGAGCACGUGGGCAGGGAGGCAAUCGGCAAACGAAUCUGGGUGCAUGCGCAUGUACGUACGUACGUAGUCUAUCUGCGGUUGAUCGAGUGUCGUGUCAUUCUGUGCUGAAACUUCCAGAAGUGAACAACGAGGACUUUUGGCUGCCCUCUGUUUUAAUCCUCACAUGAGCAGCUUUUAUUUAGGGAGAAAGACAUUGUCCAACUAGUCGGAGAGGUUCAACGUUUUUAAAGUGUUGGAUUUUGCAGGGACAUACUCGAAUUUACCGAACUGUUUACUUGACAUCAACCACUUGUAGUUUCUAAGCACACAGUUGAAAGUUCACGUCGUGUCGGCCAUAACACUGACACACGAAACAGAAAAAGAAUCCCGAGCUUGUGUUGUGUGUCUUGAUAGUUCUGUGGGUAUUUGACUUUGUCGGGCAGAAUGUCAGAAAACUGGGACGAUGACGAUACUACUACCAGUACCACUACAAACUGGAAUGGCGGUACCUAUGGAUCCUCAAUGGUGAAUGGAAAUUCUUCAAGUUCCUUUGCUGGAGGUAGCAAGUGGCAGCCACCGCAGGUGAAUGCAAUUGGAAGGGGUCGUGGGCGAGGUCGAUGGAACCCCACACCCACCAGCACCACCCCAGGAACAUCAACAGCAGUCAAUGGCUUUGGGUGGCAGGGUGGUGCUGGAUUGGACACAGGAACUAGGAGCACCAAAGACACUGUAGUCAAUGGAACUGGAUGGCAGGGUGGUUCCAAAAUGGCUGGGGGAAGCACAGGCAGCAAAGGUGGUGCUGGCGAGUGUUAUAAAUGCCAUGAAACUGGUCACUUUGCCAGGGAGUGUCCCAAUGACGAUUCGGCUGGCAGAGGCGGACGAGGUGGGGGUAAAAAAUCAACUUGUCUAUGGGGUCAUACUGGACACAUGUCUAAGGACUGUCCCAAUCCUAGAUCAGAAGGCGGAGGCGGAAGUGGAAGAGGCGGGGGUGGAGGCAGCGAAUGUUACAAGUGUCACCAGACAGGACAUUUUGCCAGGGAGUGCCCGAACGAAGAGUCUGCCGAUGCAAAAGGUGGAAGCGACGGUCGCCCUCCGCCAUCAACCUACAUUCCUCCACCCCCCUCCGAGGAUGAAGAGUUGAUCUAUGCCUCCAUGCAACAGGGGAUCAACUUCGACAAAUACGACGACAUUCCUGUUGAAGUGACAGGGCGAGAUCCACCACGCUGCAUCCACAGCUUUCAAGAGAGCCCCCUCUGUCCCGAGGUGAAGUUGAACGUUGACAAGGCCAAGUACAAGAAGCCCACACCUGUCCAGAAGUACGGGAUACCAAUCAUCAGCAGUGGACGAGACCUCAUGGCGUGUGCGCAGACGGGGUCCGGCAAGACGGCUGCCUUCCUCCUGCCAAUCAUCACUGGCAUGCUCAACGACGGCGUGACGGGCAGCUCCUUCUCUGAGUACCAAGAGCCCCAGUGCAUCAUCGUCUCACCCACCCGCGAGCUGACAAGCCAGAUCUACACGGAGGCCCACAAGUUCUCCCGGGGCACCAUCCUGAAGCCUGUGGUGAUCUACGGCGGUACCAGCGUGGGCCACCAACUCAGGCUGGUGGAGAAGGGAUGCCACCUACUGGUAGCCACGCCAGGACGGUUAAUGGACUUCAUCAGACGAGGCAAAAUCAAAGUCAGCAAGUGCAAGUACCUGGUGCUGGACGAGGCUGACCGCAUGCUGGACAUGGGCUUUGGCCCCCAUAUGGAGCAGCUGGUCUACCUGCCAGACAUGCCCAAGAAGGGGGAGCGCCAGACCCUGAUGUUCAGUGCGACCUUCCCCACCGAUGUCCAGCAGAAGGCGGCCGAGUACCUGGACGACUACCUGUUCCUCACGGUGGGGCGGGUUGGCGGGGCCACACCCGACAUCACCCAGACCAUCCUGGAGGUUGGCAAGUACAACAAGAAGGAGAAGCUGACAGAGAUUCUGCAGAACAACCCCGAUGAGCGCACGCUAGUUUUCACAGAGACCAAGCGGGGAGCAGACUUCCUGGCAACAUGUCUGUGUCAGGAGGAUCUACCUACUACUAGCAUCCACGGUGAUCGGGAACAGCGGGAACGAGAGGAGGCCCUCUCUGAUUUUAGACGCGGCAGGGCUCGUAUCCUUGUAGCAACGUCCGUGGCUGCGAGGGGCUUAGAUAUAUCUGGAGUCAAGCAUGUGGUGAACUACGACCUGCCCUCGAGUAUAGAAGAGUAUGUUCACCGCAUCGGCCGAACUGGGCGCGUCGGGAAUCUCGGGAAGGCCACAAGCUUCUACGAUCCAUUGAACGAUUCCCAGAACGCGCGAGCACUCAUCAAAGUCCUUGCUGACGCUCAGCAAGAUGUCCCCGAGUUCCUGGAGUCAGCUGCAGACUCGGCCGUUGGGACGUUCCACGGCAGCGCCGGGGGCAGUUUUGGAGGCAGAGACACUAGAAAGCAAUUUGGUGGGCGUGGCGGUGGGCGUGGCGGUGGGCGUGGUGGUGGUGGUGCACGAAGCAAUGACAUCAGCAGUGAUUGGGGCACUGGCAGCGGUGAUGGCGGCAACUUCAGCGGUGGGGGCUUCAACAGCUCAAACUUUGCCGCCCAAGGAGCUGCAGAAGAGGAGGAAUCCUGGGAUUGAUGAGGUCGAUCACUGUCUUUCCAAGUGAAAAGUUUUUGCUAGCAGGACUUCUUUGUUGUGUUUUUUCCUUUGAUCAGAAUGCUGCAGUGUGGGAUGGAAAAAUGGUGGUAUUAUUUGGAAGGUCAACGGAUGUGAUUUCGCAGAGUCUAGGAAUACUGUUGGGCUGCAUGUGAAAAAUGACUCUGAGAUCAGAAGCACAGCAUCAGGAAGUGCCAAAAUACAAAUAUAAGGAAGAAGAAGACUUGCUUUUGGUAAUCUUUACGAUGCACCUAUCAUGCUGGCCAUUUUCCAAUGCUUUUCUCCUUUGCUUGUAUAGCUUGGAAGGAAAGUUGAAGCCCUUGAUUUUGGUGGGUUUGGGUAAAGGAAAAUCUUUGGCUUUUACCUAUUGAAUUGGCCAGUGAUCAGUUAAUAACGUUAAUUGUAAAAAGAUUGUUUUAAAUGUUAAAAGAUUCCUCCAAGCACAAAGAUUUUUCCAAAGUGCAUGUUUAUUCCUAUGCUUGAAAAAUGUUUAGGUUUUAGUAACAGGCAAUUAAAAGCUCAUUUUUAGUGAUAAAGAACAAAGCUAGUUUUUGACGACAAAUUGCUGCACCUUUGAAGAUAUACUUUCAGCAGUUGAAUUCUGAAAGUUGAGGGGGAAUCCAGGUGUCCCUAAAAUUUCUGACCCGGCCGAUCAGAGCAAAAGGGCCGAUUCGCAUCCAAGCAGGCUGGUUCAUAUAUUGACUUGUAAUGUGCAUUCAUGUCUUAAGGAAGGGAAUUUGGUCACCAGCAAGCAAGUUACAGUUGAACAAGAAAGGUGUGCUAUUUCUUGAAGUUAUGUGGAGACUUCAAGGACAGAUGAAAGUCGGACUACAAGGGUUGUGUCUUCAUGACACACUGCUGACUGAUAGUGGAAAAGAAACAAGUGAAACUCAUGAGCAGAGUUGAAGCCAGGGGGCAAGUCAAAUUGAGCAGUUGAGGCAAAACAGGAGCUUGUCAGACAGAAAAGUUUUAAAGUAUUUACAACUUGGCCGCUCAAAAACGUAGCGUGAUAUCCUGGAGCUCAGGCACAAGACCAACUGUCCAAAGUUGUGUGGUUGAUUUGGUGGUGCCCAGUUGAUAGAAAGCCAGCAUGCAUUUAAUAUUCUCUUUAACCAAUAUAAGAGAGAUGUUCUGAUUUAUUUGCCCUUUAAGUUUCAAAGCGGUAUGCAGAGGCCAUCAGUGGUCAAAAUGUGUAGGGCAUGUUGCAGAUAGACCUCUGUACUGAUGAUGCCACACUUUGUUUUCGCAUUUGCUUUCUUAUGGUACUGGAUAGGAUAGUGCAUGUGUAAACAAAGUGUGAUGUCAUCAGCACAUGGGCCAAUUGAAGUCGGUUCACUUGGCUGCCUUCCAUACUUUGAUAAUGCGUUCCUCUUGGUAGCUGCUUUGUCCAGUUCCAAGGGACAUCGUGUUAAGUUGGUAUAUAUCUAUCGCAGGCACCAGCCUUUGUAGCGCCAGCAUUGGCAAAGGGUAAAUUAUAGCAUAGGUUUUCUAUUAAAGUACAGGUAUUUUAUCUUGAUCAAAUUAAAGAGCAGUAUGAGAAGCCAUCAACAGUUCACCUUAUUGAGAAGUGCUUUGGAAAGUCAAGUGAGAGCAAGUAGUUUUACAAAUGGUUAAGGGUUUUUUAUUUAAUGUGUGUAAAGUUACCAACCUGGCUCUUCCAGAACCACUUUCCCGAGGUGGACUGUUUUGUAAGUUCGCUGUUAGUCUCAUCAGUUUUUAGCCGUGGAUACGAGUGGAUAGAGGUUGUCCAUGGCCAGCUAUCUUUCAGGUCAGUGCUUCCUUUGACGGAAAGAUGGCUGCCAUGCACUAACUGUAAACAACUUGGUCAUAAAGGCUUCCAAGCAAUAAAGCAUGCAGACCAACAGUGCUCUGUAUCUCAUACUGUGAACAGGAACGAUGACCUGUGGUGUUAUUUACCCUUUCAAGUGUGCCUACUAUGCCAUGAUGUUUGCCAAAGUGAAUAUAUAUAACAUCAAACCUUUAUAUAAAAACUCAUUGUUUAUGUUAAGCAGGUUAAUUUAUAUUACAUUAGAGUCGAGUUUAUUAGCUUCAUAAUCAUAUUUUUGUUAUUCUCAAUUAUGUUCAAUCUAUUUUUACUCAUCCUUAUUUGUAGGUUAGUUUGUAAAUUGUUAAACUGCACAAACUGAACAGGUUCCUUGCCUGGAAGUUCAGUAUUUAGCUGCUAAGGAAGUCGGCAUGCAUUACAGAGGGGUUGCUUUAUCCUUCUGGCAGGGAACAGUGUCUGUGAAAAACUUGUACUUUUUAUCUUAUGAUUAUUGUAACAGUUAUUUAAGUGUUGAAUAAAACUUCCAUUGCACUCGAGAGGAGUAAAAUCCA